GUCGAUGUCUGCUGGCGACGACGACGAGAGGGCUUCGUGAGAGAGCGAGAGAGAGAGAGACAGAGUUCUUGUGCUGGUGGUGCUGCUGUUCAUCCUCCUCCGUCGAAGGGGGCACAGCCUUGCGCCCCUCCCCUCUCCCAUGGAGGGCUCUGGGCUGGGCCACGUGACCCGCACCCCCAAGUGCGCGCGCUGCCGCAACCACGGGGUCGUCUCGCGCCUCAAGGGCCACAAGCGCUUCUGCCGCUGGCGCGACUGCGCAUGCGCCAACUGCCAGCUGGUGCUCGAGCGCCAGCGCGUGAUGGCCGCGCAGGUGGCGCUGCGCAGGCAGCAGCAGCAGCAGUCGAGGACUCGUCACGUGGACGCGGCUGCCGGGGGGGUCGUGACCUCUCGCUCCGCGGGUCACUCGCGCGCGGCCCGGACACCCGGCAUCGUGGCACGGAGCAUCCUGGAAGGUUAUCGUCCCCCUGCCCUGGAGGCUGACUCGCAUGGUGGCUCCUCCGGUACUUCAUCCACCACCUCCUCCUCCUCCUCGUCAUCGUCGUCCCUCCCUCCCGCACUCAGCGAGAGGAUGCGCAAGCGCCGAGCGUUCGCCGACAGGGAACUGGAGUCAGUGAUGAUGGAGCGCGAGAGACUCCACAGCCAUCACCAGCAUCAUCACCUGGUGGACAAUCAACCCUGCAGACCCAUCGUCCACCUCCUCCCAGCGAUGUGGCCACUCGGGGCUUCUGCGGUAUCUAGAGCCACCUAUUUACAGUCCUGCUUGCACGAACAUUUUCAACAGCAACAACAUCAUCAACAGCAACAACAGCAACAACAUCAUCAUCAGCAGCAGCAUCAUCAUAAUCAGCAGCGCCGAUCGCCUCUGGACCUCACGAUGCCAAAAUCGUGUCCUAAAACGCUCGGUGCUCCUCUGAUGGAGCAGUGUCCAGUGGUGCACUCGUCACCACUGACAUCAGCAGCAGCAGCAUCAUCAGCAGCAGCAUCAUCAUCAGCAGCAGCAGCAUCAUCACAUAUGUUUAUGUCAAAUAUUCAACCUCUGCCGCGAAUCGUGUCCAGUGAAGCAGAUGCAACGACCGCUUACUUCUUACAGCUGGAACAUCACCUCCAUCAACACCACCACCACCACCACCGUCAUGAUGCUGGUCACCACCAUCAUCAGCACCACCAGCGUAAAGAGGAUGAUCGUAAAGGUCAUCAUCAUCAUCAUCAGCAGCAGCAGCAGGACCUCGAUGUCACCUGCACCUGCCCAAGCGCGCGGGAUUUGACCACGCUUGACGCGUGGAGGUCACAGUCACUGGGUCAUCACGACCUCUCCUCGGCCUUCAGAAGGUUUCCGAACUCGCAGAGCGCCACAGUCAAGUCGCGAACGGAGCGCGACAGAGACGAGAAGGAGCAGGAUGAUGACGCGGACGAUGAGGUGGCCGUCUUCGCGACAUCUCAAAGCAAGAAGUCGGCCUCUGUCCGGCGGCCUCUCCCCUUCUCUGUGGAGUCUCUUCUGCAGGCGUGCUAGCAGCUUGCUAGCAUCGUGCUAGCAGCGUGCUGGCCACGUGACGGCCACGUGACUGGCCACGCGCUCGCAGCGUGGUGGUCUGGUGACGGCCACGUGACUGG
Lethenteron reissneri (Far Eastern brook lamprey) is the source of this 1611-nucleotide messenger RNA. RefSeq names its product ell-associated factor Eaf-like. Gene Ontology annotation, biological process: sex differentiation; regulation of transcription by RNA polymerase II. NCBI's taxonomy places the organism in Eukaryota, Metazoa, Chordata, Hyperoartia, Petromyzontiformes, Petromyzontidae. The record is from RefSeq and is a predicted model, not a curated record. Gene Ontology annotation, cellular component: nucleus. Gene Ontology annotation, molecular function: RNA polymerase II cis-regulatory region sequence-specific DNA binding; DNA-binding transcription factor activity, RNA polymerase II-specific.